Elaeis guineensis (African oil palm) is the source of this 1301-nucleotide messenger RNA. Its product is annotated as NAC domain-containing protein 72. Lineage: Eukaryota; Viridiplantae; Streptophyta; Magnoliopsida; Arecales; Arecaceae. Gene Ontology annotation, biological process: regulation of DNA-templated transcription. Gene Ontology annotation, molecular function: DNA binding. The record is from RefSeq and is a predicted model, not a curated record.
AAAGAGGCACAAAUAAAGCGGUGCCCAGGGAAAGAAAGAGAGGGCAGGAAUAAUGGGAAGUAGAGAGAUGGCUUCGCAGCUAGGGUUGCCGCCUGGUUUCCGAUUCCAUCCGACCGACGAGGAGCUCCUCGUCCACUACCUGUGCCGGAAAGUCUCCCAUGAGCCCUUCUCUCUCCCCAUCAUCGGUGAGAUCGACCUCUACAAGUUUGAUCCGUGGGUCCUUCCCGGCAAGGCAUUGUUCGGGGAGAAGGAAUGGUACUUCUUCAGCCCCAGGGACCGCAAGUACCCCAACGGGUCGAGGCCAAACCGGGUGGCCGGCUCCGGGUACUGGAAAGCGACCGGGACGGACAAAGUCAUCUCGGUGGGCGGGCGGAGGUUGGGGAUAAAGAAGGCGCUCGUCUUCUAUGUGGGGAGGGCCCCCAAGGGAUCCAAGACCAACUGGAUCAUGCACGAGUACCGGCUCUGCGAUGCUGCCCCUUCCGAUUCCACGAAGGGGCAACCCACAGCAUCUGCCACCAUGCCCAGGCCUCGCCGGCUAGACCAAUGGGUCUUGUGCCGUAUAUACAAGAAAUCUUAUGGCGUCCAGCAUCAGAAGACUUCGGCGCUAAACUCUAGAGGCCAAACUACUCACGUCGCCGCAGCUCCCUUAACGCAUGCUGGGCUCCACUGUUACCAAUCGAAGCUCGACCAGCUCAUCGCCAAACCCAUCAUGGAUUCCUACCGGUCCCAUUGUCUACAAGACUCCACGGCCGUCCCACCUCUCUGCCGCGUGAAAUCCCCGUCGAAAGUGCUUGGAGGCUCCUGCGUUGACGAAGCCUUCCUUCUGCCAGCGUCGGCCCCAGCUGCCGCCACAGCCACCGCCUCCGCCGCUUCAAGGAAAUCUAAGCCAGGGAGGUAUCGUGGUGACGGAGCCGGCGAUCCGUCAACGCCAUCACCAACAAGAUGACAGCGCCCUGCUCUCCCGCUUGAUCGAAUCCAUGGCUGGAGGGGACCUCGAUGGCAGCUUCGGACUUUGUUGGCAAUAAAAGCACCAAGAUUUGUUCAAGAUAAGAACGACGCUGCUAGAAAUAUUGGAAAGAUGGUUUCGGGCUGUAACUAUUGUAUCGGUCAUUUUAUUCUUUUUCCCAGAAACUAUGAGGAGGACAAAGAAAGGGUAGGGCCAACAAAGUUUGGAAGACAACUCGCGUCUCGCCAUUGGAUUUAAUUUUCCGUUUUGAUUUUUUUUUUAAAUAAAGACUGAAAAGAAAUGGUUUGGUUAUAAAGGGGCGGUGGCUGCCGUCGACCGCUUUUACUCUCGAAAA